AGAUUGAAUUAAGCCCGGUUCAUCAAAUGGUCCUAGACAUAUCAUGCGUGGAUAAGAAUUUAGACCUGAGGUUGAUGCUAUGCACCAAGAGUAUUGUCACUGACUUAACUGAUGAAGAAAUGCAAAGCCUUAGAAAUCUGAUUAAUUCAGCUGUUUAGAUCCAGGAGUGAAGGGUGGUUUGAGAUGGCCCCUAGGGAAGUCAAACUUGGGGGAUUGGUACCGUGUUAGUGGGGUUUGGCACACAAAAAUUAAGUUGUAUGAAAGCUCAUCCUUGAGGCUCAAGGUAAAAGAUGCUGAUCGAUUUAGUUUUGAGUCUUCUACUGGGGAGUCUACAAUGAGAUUACUCUGAAGUUGAAGGGAUUAGCGUCGGACAUACUGGAACAGAAGGUGGACGCUGAUACUCAUGUAUAAUAUGUUUAAGGACACCUUAGGGUUGAUAUGGGAUCAUUUCCUGUGUUGUGAGCAUUUCUUGACAUAAGCAACUCAUGCCAAGUUUACCUACUGUGAAAAAUGUUAAUACGUUAAUGUCAGUUAUCGGAAUAGCCCAUGUCCGUCUCCAAUGGUGGAACAUUUACUUGUUAAUAUUUGUUACAAAAUAUUUUUGCUGCUUCUUUCUUUUUUAAUCCUUGUAAGUGAUUAAAUAUGUACAAGUUUGGCGUUUCAACAAUGGAAUGCUUGGUAAAUCAUCCACAGAUUAUGUGUAUUUGUGUUGAAGAUACAUGCUGAUCAAGGAAAAUUGCUGAUGCGGAUGCUAGAAAUCUUCAAAAUAAAGAAAAGUAUAACUGCACUAGUUACAUAAAAAGAUACAGCCUUCCGUUUCUCUGCAAAAUUUGGAGUUGAAAGGACUCUCUUAAUUUUGUGCUUAUGCCCUUAGGACUCAUCUUACGGAAAACCAUUAACUAAUUCCCGUUAACGAAUUGAGUUAGACUGUUUACGUUGAAGAAGUGGGUCCAAAAUAUUCAGGAGGGAUCCUAUAAUUUGUUUUAAAUUAGGAAGUUUCUAUGUAAUUAUUAUGUCCAAUCUGCAAAAUCUGGAUGAAAUAUUUUUUUCCACAAAUCCAUGACCCACCAAGAACAGGGAAAGGGAAAAGCAAAAGGUCAUUUCAAUCUUUAAUGGUUCAUUUACUUUCUCAGAAGUAACUUUGACACCUUCUUGAAGAAGUUAGCUGGAUAGCGACAUCUCUCUUCUUGAUACGCAUAUACUUAUUAAGUGGGAAGAUCAGCCAAAAGUAAACAAGACUGCCUAGCCCUUGAAAUCCCUUAAAUCUAGACAAUUUGCAAUCUGGAAUACUGAUGUUGACUAGUUCAAGUGGCUGUUUAUUUCUAUUAGGCUCGUAAUGGCUGCAAGACACGAGCGACAUUCAAAGCAUUGGGAGAGGUCAUCCCCAGCUCAGAGGCAGCUUGAUCUUCAGUUCAAUAGACUUUCAAUUGAAUCGGAAAGGCCCUCCUCAACUCGAAGGGAAUUUGUUCCUCGGUACAAUAGACAUUCCAAUGAUUCGGAGAGGCCAUCUCCAGCUCCAAACAAUAGACAUUUUUGGUGGAGAUCGCCGAGACAUGAUGUACAAAAUAUUGGGGUCGUAAUGGCUGCAAGACAGGGGCAACAGUCUAAGCAUUGGGAGAGGUCAUCCCCAGCUCAAAGGCAGCUUGAUCCUCAGUUCAAUAGACUUUCAAUUGAAUCGGAAAGGCCCUCCUCAACUCGAAGGGAAUUUGUUCCUCGGAACAAUAGACAUUCUGAUGAUUCGGCGAGGCCAUCCCCACCUCCAAACAAUAGACAUUUUAUGUGGAGGUCGCCGAGAUAUGAUGUACAAAGUACUAGGAGUAUUGUAUACCCAGAACGCGCAGUUUUUAAAUGCCUUGCAACAGGUUUGGAAAAUGAUAAUCAUUUUCCUUCUUCUGUAUGUCUUAAGCCGAUUUCUUUAGAACCCAAAUAUGGACAAAAUCCCUCCUUUGUUUUUGUGAACAGUCAUCUGGGUAAAGGUAAGGAUGAAGAGGGAGGGAAUGUAUCCAGAAGACCGUGGGAAUAUGUCGCAGAAAAGGCAUGGCCAGAUUUACUGUCUUGUUUAGAAAAUGUGAGGAAGAAAAUGAAGUGUCAAGACCUGGAGGAAGUCAAUCCAAAAUUGGUUGCUAGGUUUGGCAAAAUUAUUUUUCAUGGGAAUGUUUCAAGGUUGUUCGACGAUGUCAGAAAAGGUCAGCUUUCUGAGACAACUUUGGAAAAAUUGAGUAAAUCAUUUUACACAAAUUUUCCUACUUCAUACACGGAAAAAAUUAUAAUGGAAGCUGUGCCAAAAAUUGGAAUUGAUUUUGAAGGGAAGAAGGAUAUAUACCAUGUCAGGUUAUCUGACAGCACACAAAAAGACUCAAUUAUAUCAUGCAAAUGUACUUUAAACAAUGAUAAAAAGCUUGAGCUCUAUAAGGUCAAACUAAUUUACCAACUUCGUCACAUGGUAAUAAACAUAUCAUGCCUUGAUAAGGUUGUUGAUUUAAGGCUGAUGCUUAGUGGCAAGAGGAUCUUAACAGCAUUGACUGAUAAUGAAUGGCAGAGGAUUAGCAAUCUGAUCGAUUCUGCAGUUGUGGAUCCGGCGAAGAAGGGUGGAUUCAGAUGGCCCCAGACAGCAUAUUCUCAGAGUAGUAGAUACAAGGUUGUUGGGAUUUGGCACACAAUAUCUGAAGUUUAUAAAAGCCCAUGGUUGUUGCUCGAGGUAAAAAGUGCUAAUCGAUAUAAUUUUGAGACUGCAACUGAGGAUGCUACAAGGGAGGUUUCUCUGAAAUUCAAGGGAAUAGUUUCGGAAUUACUGGCACAGAAGCGUGAAAGCGAUUCGAGCUAUAGUAUGUUUAAGGACACCUUAGGGAUGAUAUGGGAACAUUUCCUGUGUUGUGAGCAGUUCUUGACAACAACUGAUUAUAUUGAAGAAGAGGGAGGACAGAAAUAUAAGGAAAAAUUGCUACCAAAAAAGGUAUACCGAGUAAAGGUUAAAAGAGAAGAAGAUUGCUUGCUAAAUGAGGAUGUCAAUGCCAAAUCUUAGAUGUUUUAUGGUUUCUAGUUCCCCUUAGCCUGUGUAAUUAACUUAGAUAAACUGAGAUAUCAACCCAUAUGGUUGAUUUAGCCACUGCUAUGGCUAUAAUACGAUUAUGUGAUAGAGGAUAUUACAAGUUUUAUUAUUUUGAUUUACAAGUUUCACAUUGAUGUAUUGUUACAACAUUGUACCAUAGCAAAACUUAUUUGUAUUAUGUUGUAAAGUACGACAUCGAAAAAGUUGAUACAAAGACGAAGU
Pistacia vera is the source of this 3271-nucleotide messenger RNA. RefSeq lists its product as uncharacterized. NCBI's taxonomy places the organism in Eukaryota, Viridiplantae, Streptophyta, Magnoliopsida, Sapindales, Anacardiaceae. The transcript is spliced from 10 exons. The record is from RefSeq and is a predicted model, not a curated record. The coding region runs from base 1337 to 3022 and encodes 561 amino acids.